Molecule: messenger RNA, 733 nt
Organism: Rotaria sordida
Lineage: Eukaryota; Metazoa; Rotifera; Eurotatoria; Philodinida; Philodinidae
Source: the annotation of a GenBank genome assembly
GUUCGUAUUCAGACUUUGCUAUUGUAUCGAACAAUCAAACAAUGUUUGUCGAAGAAGUAUACAUAGAUUUUUUUCUUAAGUGUAUGACGAGUAAAAUCUUUGAAAAAUAUCGAAUCUUUGAGACUGGGUCAUUUCAUGAUCUUUUCUGCAAAUCUAAUUUUUGCCAUAAUACCAUUGUUCGAGCCUAUCAACAACAAAAUAUUUUCACAAGUAACUCAACAGACUCUAAAAGAAAAACAACAUAACAAAUGACAACAUAUACCUUACAUGUGAGUGUGCGGGCGUGUUCGUCUAUUCUGUACACAUAUUGAAAAUGUAAAAGUGAGAGAAAAAGAAAAAGGUCAAGAGAAUAAUUUUCUUUUUUGUCUUCUCUCGUCCAUAAGUCGUCGUUCAUGUUAUCGUUGAUGAUCAAUGACAACAUAGCAUAAUUAAUAUGUAUAUCAAUUAAGCUUUAUCCACACCCAUACAUUAAGAUAGUUGUAAUUGAAUUUUAUCUCAAUGUAUCUGUGUGUCCCGAUUAAAGCUUAAUGAAAUUCAUCUUUUAAUCAUAUAUCCAUUAAAAAAAAUUGAAUGAUUUUCUCUCCCCAUAACUUUUUUGGAGUAUAAAUAUGAAUAAUUCUCUAUGUGAAAUCAUUCAAUUUGUUGAAUCAUAAACACUAAUUCUUUUCUUUUAUGUUUUAGGUCAAUAUCAACACUACAAUAUGGAACAAUUCAACGUCCAACAAAGCCAUAA